Colletotrichum tamarilloi is the source of this 396-nucleotide messenger RNA. RefSeq lists its product as uncharacterized. The transcript has a single exon. NCBI's taxonomy places the organism in Eukaryota, Fungi, Ascomycota, Sordariomycetes, Glomerellales, Glomerellaceae. The coding region runs from base 1 to 396 and encodes 131 amino acids. The record is from RefSeq and is a predicted model, not a curated record.
AUGCAGGGACGAAGAGUAAGAGAAAAAAAAAGAGGGCGCAAGAGAGACGCUUGGUGUCGCGUAGAGACGGAGGUAUUGCCUCACGCCGGUGCAUGGCUAAGUCAAGCGAAGCAUCGACAGACGGACACAUGUCUUGAGUCGAGCAUCAUGCCUGAUGACGUACCGCAAGGGUUGAAGGUUCGUGAUGGGGUCAAGCAUGCGUGGAAAGCAAAGCAAUGUGGAUGCAAUCUGAUGAGAAACGUUGCGUGUCCUGUCGAAGCUUUGCCCUGCUUUGUUGGGAUAGGGAUAGGGCUGAUAACUGUCCAGCAAGAGUUGACAAUGUCUAGGAGCAUCCAUGAAGACCUCGUCAAGUUCAAAGAAGGGAACAUGAGGCGCAAGCGGGUGCGAUGGAAUUAG